AAAAAAGAAACGUCCUUCUUCUUCUUCCUGCGAGUGGAUCCGGAGAGCGAAAAAAGCACCAGACGAGUGAUUAUAAGAGAGGAUGCAUUCUUUUGGGUACAGAGCGAAUUCUCUGCUCACAUUCGCUGUGACGAUACUGGCCUUUAUGUGCGCGAUUGUAUCCUUCUCCUUCAGUAACCAAACUCCCUCUGCUCAGAUCCAGAUAUUGAACAUCAAUUGGUUUCAGAAGCAACCCCAUGGAAAUGAUGAGGUCAGCUUGACACUGAACAUAACAGCGGACUUGCAGUCACUCUUUACUUGGAACACAAAGCAGGUAUUCGCUUUUGUAGCAGCAGAGUAUAAAACCUCCAAGAAUUCCCUAAACCAGGUUUCUCUAUGGGAUGCCAUAAUACCCGAGAAGGAGCAUGCCAAGUUCUGGAUACAAAUCUCAAAUAAGUACCGUUUCAUUGAUCAGGGAUACAACCUCCGAAGGAAAGAUUUCAACUUGACACUGCACUGGCAUGUCAUGCCCAAGACUGGCAAGAUGUUUGCUGACAAAAUAGUCAUGUCUGGUUAUAGUUUACCUGAUGCAUACAGAUGAUUAUGAAGAGCCGCCUCAUGCAUCAUCAUCUAGGAAAGAAAGAGAGGUAUGUUUCAGGUUUGAGACUCCAAUGUCUGAUCUGUAUACUGAGAACAUGUUAAUUUAUGUUAUGAACCAGAUUGUGGAUGACUCAUAACUAAGAGAUUAUGAUUUGUAAUCUUUCCAUUUAUCUAUGACCGUGUAAUCUCUUAUAUAUGAAACCUUUAUGUUAUGAAUAAAGAUAGAUUUUUCC
Brassica oleracea var. oleracea is the source of this 812-nucleotide messenger RNA. RefSeq names its product signal peptidase complex subunit 3B. The transcript is spliced from 6 exons. The record is from RefSeq and is a predicted model, not a curated record. Gene Ontology annotation, biological process: protein targeting to ER. Gene Ontology annotation, cellular component: signal peptidase complex; membrane. Lineage: Eukaryota; Viridiplantae; Streptophyta; Magnoliopsida; Brassicales; Brassicaceae. Bases 83 to 580 code for a protein of 165 amino acids.